GAUUACAGGAAAUGUAACUAACUAUCGUUCAGUGGCAUUUUCCACCUUCCUGAUGAUGUAAAUACGUUGCAUCGGGCCUUUUAUUUGUCAGCAAACAUUGGAAAAAAAAAAAACAUCAAUCAGAAUCUCAUUUAAAGUAUGGGCAGGGGAAAUUUGUCUCUAGUUUUUGGAAAAAACGCUGCAGUUAAAAACCAAAGAGUGUCAUGUGAAGCCUGAAUCAAAGAGGUUUGACAGCAGCGCGUUGAGUCACCAGGCUGCCACACAAGCAGAGAUUUAAUAGUUUACUACAGUAGAAGCUGGGAGAUGAUGAAUCGUUUGAGGGCGUCACUGUUAACAUUCAUGACGGUUCUGUCCCAUUUAGGUGUCUGACAGCAUGCACAGCUAAACUGAAUGCAGCCAUGGGUAAUGUAAUGACCACACCUGUGCUUCUCCUGGUUAAAGAAGCUCCAUGAAGAAGGUGUGUCGUACCUUUGAGCAGAGACACAGUAGAACUGGUCCUGUAAGUCUCCUGCUGUGCAGCAGUGUUGUCCUGUGUGUGUGUGUGUGUGUGUGUGUGUUGAACACACUGCAAACCGCUCACAGCUCUCGUGCUUUAGUGUCGUGUGGCUGAGUUGACGUGUGCGUUGUGACACCGAAACAUGUCAGAGUCAACAUGGCUGACUUGGAUUUGAUUUGACGGUUCAGUCCACUUUGGUUUACAGCACAGACCCGUUUCCUCAGAUUCAUGUUGGACAUCGCUUCACCCCUCAGCUUCACACAGAGGGAAACCUUCACUUCAGUGUGUUUUAGAUUUCAUUAAACAUGGAUAAAAAGUUGGAAGUUGGAACCAUCAGGACUUUUGGGCCAUAAGGGCCUUGGUCAGGGAGGAGGAGACCAAGAACCCAGCGGUCACUCUAGACUGAGUGGAUGGACGGAAGCGGCUGAAUAAAGGCCCGUGGCGGCCUGCUCAGAGGUCUCCACAUGGCCACGGUCACUGCUCAGGUGUGCCACCAUGUUUGCACCUGUUUGGCAGGUGUUCAGUCCCAAACAUAAACCAACAGACGGUCACUCACUCAACACUGAAACACUGUAUUAUGUUUGCACACACCUCAGCAGCUUAUUAAUAUGAACCCUGUGAUCAGUGUUUUUCUUCACUUUGAAAGUGAAGGAGAGAAACCCCAACUCCACAGCACAGCAGACAGAGGGGAGGCAGUGUGUUGUUUGGCUGCCUCUCUCAGCUGUGGAUCAUCCAGCUGUUGUGGCAGCUGUGAGGCUACAUUGUAACUUUUGUUCCCACACAGAGCAGAGAGACAGCUGGACGCUGCUGCGGAUGAUGAUGAUGAUGAUGAUGGUGGUGGUGAUGUACAGUAAACACGUGUGUGUGUUUCAGAGGUGUUAGUCCUCUUGUAGCAUGUGUAAGCUGGGCCCCAACAGAGAGGCAGGAUGGACAGUGGUCAGAGCAGAUGGUCGCCUGCCACGGUCCAUGCACACGCACACACACACCAGCUGCAGCUCUGUGGGAGCUGUGAAACCUGCUACCAUCACAUAUAGGUCCUAAAAUGUGUGUUUUUUUUUAUUAUUGUCACUGAUUUUCAGAUUAAACUUCCUGUUUUCAGACAGAUGUUCAGUCUAACUUCAGUACAGUUUGAAGCUCAGCUUUGAUUGGUCCAUGCUGGUCCCCAGACUCUGAAUAUAUACACUCUCAAGCCCCGUCAGGACGAGUCCUCUGGUCCAGGUAGUUCAGAGUCAUGUCUCUGAGCUGUCCCACAUCCUAGCACAGUUUUCAGACUCAGAGUCAAAGAAGUGGAUGCUUAUAACUGUGGAAGACAAGAACAGAGCAGUAACCAAUGAGAGUAUACAGGACAUGGGAGACGGGAGGUCCAGUAUCGGCAGCACCUUGAUGGACAUGGAGAGCACGGCGUCCAGCGGCCGCUCCACCCCGGCCAUGCUCAACGGACACAGCGGGGGCGCGGUGUCCGGGAGCGGCUCGGCGCCGGCGGGCGGCAAGUCCCUGAGCUACACAUGCUGCUGGGAUCACUGCCAGCUGCUGUUCCCCAGCAGCCCCGACCUGGCCGAGCACAUCAGAGCCACACACGUGGACGGACAGAGAGGAGGGGUGUUUGUGUGUCUGUGGAAGGGCUGCAAAGUGUACAACACGCCGUCAACCAGUCAGAGCUGGCUUCAGAGACACAUGCUGACCCACAGCGGGGACAAGCCAUUCAAGUGUGUGGUGGGGGGCUGCAACGCCACCUUCGCCUCUCAGGGGGGACUGGCACGUCACGUCCCCACUCACUUCAGCUCACAGAGUUCGUCCAAAGUGUCCAAUCAGGGCAAAGUGAAGGAGGAGUCUCCGUCCAAGGCGGGCCUCAACAAGAGGAGGAAACUGAAGAACAAGCACAGACGCUCGCUGCCCCGACCUCACGACUUCUUUGACGCUCAGACCAUGGACGCCAUCCGUCAUCGAGCCAUCUGCCUCAACCUGGCAACACGCAUCGAGAGCCAGGGCAACGGACACAGUGUGGUCUUCCACAGCACGGUAAUAGCCAGGAGGAGAGAGGACUCUGGGAAAGUGAAGGUCCUGUUGCACUGGACACCUGAAGACAUACUGCCAGAUGUGUGGGUGAAUGAGAGCGACAGGCAGCAGCAGAAGACCAAGGUGGUUCAUCUGUCCAAGCUGCCCACAGACACAGCUGUACUCCUUGACCCCAACAUCUACAGGAUGUUCUUCUAACACCUCCAGAGAAGCUCCAUUUGUCACUUCCUGCUAAACAGACCUCGAAAAAGGAGGCCGCCUCCUUCGCCCCACCCUCCUCUCGUCUCCAUCCCCACGUUCCUCUUCUCCCCUUCCUCCAUCUUCCCAGAGGAUGCUGGGAGUGUAGUGACUUGUUUGUCAUGGCUGUCUGAGGCCUUCAGUGUUUUCUCAUUAGGUGCUGAGUUUACUGAGGACACGUAGGGCGAGAUGUCGCUUGUUUUAGGUAACACAAGUAGACUGAAAACUAACUGACAGAGCUGUAACUGUAGACACACGUGUAGAGAGAAGCUGUCUUUGUAAAUACUUGAGAUUUGUAAUAUAUUUUUAUACUUUGAAUUUUUUUUACUGUACUGUAGAUAGAUGUCUCUUUUUUUUCCCCACCAAACAUUUUAAAUAGAUGUUUUAAAAACCUGAUAAUAUCGGUCAUGUGCAUAUAGCUGCCAUUGCCCUGGUUUGAUGUCAUUAAACCUUUCCAACCUCCACCUGCUCUGAAGUCUUCACCUGCCAACCUGUUCAUACAUAAUAUAUAAUUUGACAACAUGGUCCCAUUGGUUUAUUUUAAUCCAGCAGUGCGCUGCUGAUAAAAUGUGUAUGUGCUGGAUGGAUCUAUGGCAGGAGCUCAUUUCCACACUUCCAGUACGGAACCAUGAGCACAGAGCUGGGUCCACACGUCCUGUAGCAAACUUAAAGCAAGGAUGGAGGCUGCGUGUGAAGAAGAAGAGUUUCAGAGACACCUGGUGGCCAUGGGCAGGUAUUUUAGGCCCUGUCAGAUGUACAGAUGCUCUGAAAAUGUUAAAGAGCAGUGGCUAAAGUUAAAAUGAAUAGUGCUGAACACUGUUAC
Molecule: messenger RNA, 3572 nt
Organism: Toxotes jaculatrix (banded archerfish)
Lineage: Eukaryota; Metazoa; Chordata; Actinopteri; Toxotidae
Gene: aebp2
Product: AE binding protein 2
Exons: 8
Coding region: 1787-2710 (307 amino acids)
Biological process (GO): regulation of transcription by RNA polymerase II
Cellular component (GO): ESC/E(Z) complex
Source: RefSeq, a predicted model, not a curated record